Molecule: messenger RNA, 1818 nt
Organism: Saccharomycodes ludwigii
Lineage: Eukaryota; Fungi; Ascomycota; Saccharomycetes; Saccharomycodales; Saccharomycodaceae
Gene: RTC5
Product: Rtc5p
Exons: 1
Coding region: 1-1818 (605 amino acids)
Source: RefSeq, a predicted model, not a curated record
AUGGGACAAACUCCUAGUGCUUCUUUACCAAGUUACCACUCUGGCACCACGGAUAGUGAUAUUUCUGAGGUUGAUGCCGGCUUUUAUACGGUUAUUCAAACUGAAAAGGAUUUGAUAUUGUAUUUUUCCAAAAGAAUAAAUAACCUACUUAAACCAGUGGAGCUAUUUUCUUUUAAUCAGAAAUUUCUAAAGCUAAAAGAAACCAAAGAUAUAGAUUGUAAACAAAUUUUUACUGAUAUUUUUUGCUUUCCUGAGAAUAUCGAUUCAAGAUUAAUAAAUUUAUUCAAUAGAGGUUUGCGUAGACUUUCCAUUUUUCCAUUAUUAAAUGAUAAACAUGAUGCUUUAAGCUCAAAACUAACACUUUUGGGAUGUCUAAUGUCAUGUUUUAUACUUUCUUCCCCUGAAAAUGCUAAACGACUAGUAAAUAAUCCACAUUACAACUAUAUAAAACUAAUAUUUAUUUUUUUGUCAACACCUUCAAAAAAAAACAAUACUAGUGACAAAGAAAAAGGGGAAGAAGAAAAUACUGAAACUUCUAAAAAUACUGUGAAAGAUUUGCUUGCUACAUUUGAUGGUGUGACUUUGCAAGACCGUUACUUAGUUAGCGGAACAGACAUGUUGUUGUUUUUGACGUUAGUAACUUCUAUUUCGCAUUAUACUUUAUUGAAACAUAAGCUUAAUCCACAGUACAUAGCAAAUAAAUGGAACAGUUAUCAAAGGAAACCUGCGUUAAACUUGUUAAGAACAAUGAAUAAUGAAAUUGAUGUUACCAAUAUAAGAGAUAUGUAUAUAACUUAUGAGCAAUUUGAAACAGCAAUAUCGACAACAAUGCCAAAUUUAUUGAAACCCUUGAAUAAUUUAUUUUUAAGUCUAUUUGAAGAUUGGGAAGUAGAUGACCCUAAUCAUACGUUUGCUGAGUCUAAGUUGAUGACUUUGGAAUUGAGAUCGCAAAUAGCUACAUAUGUUCCACCAGAAAGUAUAUAUGCAUCAUUACAAAAAUUAUACGUAGGUAGGGAGGUUGGGUUUUCCAUGAGGUCCUUUCAAUCCAAGGUUUUUAAUUGGAACGCACCCACAGUAAUUUUAAUUCAUGGUUCUGUACUAAACAAUUCCGAGAAUGAUGACGUAAAAAAUGAUAAACCAGCUAAUGGUUUUACUGCUAAUAAAGCAAGAUAUGUCAAAUUUUUGGAAUCAUAUCCCAAGUUAAAAGCUAAUGUGGACUACAAAGGUAAUGGAUUAUACGUCAAAGGCACACAAGUUACCUUAGCAGUUUAUGUAAAUGAACCUUGGAAAGUUACAAAUAAAACCCUAUUUGGUGAUGGCCAAAGUAAAAUCACAGAGUUGGCACCAAUCCAAUUAAUACAUAAAUCUGUUACCGUAAAAAAUAGUAGUACUGAUUCAAAAAGUGUGAGUGGAAAUAUUUAUUUUAAUACUGUUGGUGGGGGUAUUGGGAUAGGUAACAAACUACAGCCACAUUUAAAGGGCACCACUUAUAAGAAAUAUCACCCAGGUAAUGUUUCCUUAACUAUAGAUUCAGCACUAGAAUUUGGGGCCUUUAGAAAUGUGGGCUAUGGUGGUCUAUUUGCGCCAGGCGACAGUUAUGACAACGAUUAUGAAUAUGUUUUUAUCAUUAAAGAUUUAGAAGUGUGGGGAUGUGGUGGUAAAGAACAAUUACAAGAACAAUUACAAGAAUGGGAAUGGGAAGAAAGGGAAGCAAAAAGAAGGCAGAGAAUUAAUUUAAAAAGUAUGGGCGAAGAUAGAGCCUUAUUGGAAAUGGCUGGUUUAAUUGGUCAGCAUAAUCAAAGCGGUGGUUCCAUUUAA